Fusarium coffeatum is the source of this 1899-nucleotide messenger RNA. RefSeq lists its product as uncharacterized. NCBI's taxonomy places the organism in Eukaryota, Fungi, Ascomycota, Sordariomycetes, Hypocreales, Nectriaceae. Gene Ontology annotation, molecular function: ATP binding; protein serine/threonine kinase activity. Gene Ontology annotation, cellular component: autophagosome; cytoplasm. Bases 1 to 1899 code for a protein of 632 amino acids. The record is from RefSeq and is a predicted model, not a curated record. The transcript has a single exon. Gene Ontology annotation, biological process: peptidyl-serine phosphorylation; autophagosome organization; autophagy.
AUGGAAUGCCUCAAGGAAAAAUUCGUUGGCGGUGCCCUUCUCAAUGGACGGUAUCAGACCAUCUCCCCUCUCAACCAUGGAUCUUUCGGUAUGGUGUUUAAGGCACAGGAUCUCACCACCAAUGAGCCUGUUGCUAUCAAGUGCCUAACCAAAAAGAGCGCAUGUCCCGACGGUACUUCUGACUUCGCUGUCGAUGAGAAGUCAGAGGAGCAGGCUUUGCACAGUCGCCUCGGAUCCCACGAAAACAUUGUCAACCUGAUCGAUUCAUUCGAGACUGAGUCUCACAUCUAUCUGGUCCUCGAGUUUUGUGGUCAGGGCGAUCUUUACGAAGCAAUCCGAAAAGGUCAUGGCCCCCUCGAGACCGAGCAUGUUCGCCAAUUCAUGCUGGAACUCAUUGAUGCCGUCGAUUACAUGCACUCUAAGGGAGUUUACCACCGCGACAUCAAGCCCGAGAACAUUUUCCUUACCCAGGAUGGUGCCAUGAAACUUGGUGACUUCGGUUUGGCAACCACAGAGAAGUGGUCAUAUGAGAUGACUGUUGGUAGUGAUCGUUAUAUGGCCCCUGAACAGUUCGACUCGGCUGGCGCUGGUUACUCACCAGCCGAAGCGGACAUCUGGGCCAUUGGUAUCUGCCUCCUCAAUAUUCUCUUCUCUCGCAACCCCUUCACUACCCCAACCGAGGCCGACCCCCUUUUCCUCGAUUACUCUCGGGACAAGCAAUCUCUCUUUGAUGUCUUCCCAUCUAUGUCCCAGGAUACCUAUGAAGUCCUCGUGCAGUGCAUGAACCUUGACCCCAGACGACGUUCAUUGGAAGGCGCUCGUGAGGCUCUCCUUCGUGUUGUUACGUUCACCACAGAUGACGAGGAGGACGAUGAGUACUGCGGUGCUGAGUCUCCCAAUGUGGCCUCUGCCAAUCGUGAGCCUCUCCGCACCCCAUCCAUCCAGUCUCCCGCCGUCGACACCGGAGCUUUCCCCUGGGCCAAGGCUCUCCAUGGCACAACUCAUCUUGGACGUCAACUCAGCGUCAUUCCCGACGACGAAAGCUACACGGAGGAGCUUUUCCCCAAGUCCGAAGCGACGACGACCGAUUGGUGCUCUGCCAACAUGCAGACUCCCAUGUCGUCUGUUUACGAUUCUCACUUGGGCGCCUCCAUGAAGUCACUUGCCAUCAAGCCCACUGCCCGAUUCAAUCGGGCCUCGGCUACUGCUGGCUCACUCCCCAUCAGCAUGGCUAAGCCUAUGCCUGCCAUGUCUAUGGUGUUUGGUCGACGUCAGGAAGCUGUGUCUAAGAGCUGGAGCGACAUGUGGGAUGAAGAUGAAGAGGAGGAAGAGAUGGAACAGCAACGUCAAAUGCUUCAAGAGCUCAACGCCAGGACUUGGAGCCAGGAAAGCAAGGAGGAGAAGAAAAAGGAGCAGGAGGAGGUCGAGACGAUCGACAUCGUUGAGCCUGAGCUUGGACCAGCGUCGCAUGCCCAUGACAUCAAGGGCGAUGUCGAUGAUGACCUGGUCGCUGACGGCUUCUUUUUCCAAGAGGCACCAGCGCCCAAGACUCAACACAUCACCAUCACACCUCAUUAUUCUCAUUCUCCUAUGUCUAAGCCGCGAAGCUCUAUGGAUAAGUGGGCGGCUUUGGGCGAGCGACGCCGUGGUCAAGCUGCUACUUUGGAUUCUAUUAAGUCGGUGGAAUUUUCUAAGCCCCGACGACACAAUUUUGGUUUUGGAUACAACAAAUCUUACGAAGCGGGCGUUUGGGAUCAUUCUAAUUAUCAUCAUAAAUUUGGGGCCGCUAAAGAACGGUCUAACAGCAAGGAAUGUCCCUGGAACAAGGGCAGAGAUUGGAAUUGGCGUCGGGAUAGACGCGCCGAUCUCGGUGACGUUGAGUGGGUUGGAGGUUGGUAA